AUACUUGAGAGGACCACACUACCCUACCUCUCUCUCUCUCUAGAUCUCUCUCUCUCACACACACACCACACCACACCUAUUAUAUUACCCAAUACAUCUCUCUCUCUCUCUCUCUCUCUCUGAGGUUGUGAAAUGAAGAAGAAGGGUAGCCUGAAAAGCCAACAUGGCAAGGGGGAGAAACCACGUGAGAAUGAAGAUGGCAGUGCAUCAUCAAGACAUAUAAGCUUAAGAUACCUGUCAAAGGUUAUUCUCCCUCCAUUGGGUGGUGCUUCAAAUACUAAUUAUAACCAAAACCAGGCUGAAUCCAAAGGCUGGAUCAUCUCUCCAUUGGAUUCCAGAUACAGGUGUUGGGAGACAUUUAUGGUUCUUUUGGUGGCAUACAUAGCAUGGGUAUACCCAUUCGAGGUUGCAUUUCUACAUUCUUCUCUGCCGAGGAAUUUAUUCAUCGCCGACAACAUCGUUGACCUGUUCUUCGCAGUUGAUAUUGUGUUGACCUUUUUCGUUGCUUACAUUAAUCCAAGAACUCACCUACUUGUUCGCGACCCCAGAAAAAUCGCCACGAGGUACCUGUCAACGUGGUUUGUGAUGGACAUAGCAUCAACAAUCCCAUUCGAAGCGCUUGCUUACUUUUUCACCGGGAAACACCAGAAGGGACUCUGUUUCUCCCUCCUUGGUUUGCUCCGCUUUUGGCGUAUUCGUCGCGUCAAGCAAUUUUUCACCAGGCUGGAGAAGGACAUCAGAUUUAGCUAUUUCUGGGUCAGAUGUGCUAGGCUCUUAUCUGUGACAGUGUUCCUAGUGCACUGUGCUGGUUGCAUCUACUACUUACUGGCAGACAAGUACCCCCACGGCGGUCGGACUUGGAUUGGGUCAGUGAUCCCGAACUUCAGGGAAACCAGCCUUACGGUCCGCUACAUCUCCGCCCUCUACUGGUCCAUAACCACCAUGACCACAGUCGGCUACGGCGACAUGCACGCCGUCAAUGCCACCGAGAUGAUCUUCAUCAUCUUCUACAUGCUCUUCAACCUCGGCCUCACUGCCUACUUGAUUGGCAACAUGACUAAUUUGGUCGUUGAAGGCACUCGCCGUACCAUGGAAUUCAGAAGUAGCAUUGAAGCUGCAUCAAACUUCGUGUCCCGGAACAGACUGCCUCAAAGGUUGAAGGAACAGAUUCUGGCUUAUAUGUGCUUGAGGUUCAAGGCUGAGAGCUUGAACCAGCAGGAACUGAUUGAGCAGCUUCCGAAAACCAUAUGCAAAGGCAUCCGGCAGCACUUGUUUUUCCCGACGGUGGAGAAGGUCUAUCUAUUCAAGGGUGCCUCAAAGGAGAUUCUCCUACUCCUGGUUGCAGAUAUGAAGGCAGAGUACGUACCCCCUAGAGAGGAUGUGAUAAUGCACAACGAUGUCCCGGAGGAUGUUUACAUAAUAGCAUCCGGAGAGGUGGAAAUGAUCAGCUGCGAGAUGGAGAAAGAGACAGUGGUUGGGAGCUUGCAGUCAGGGGACAUAUUUGGAGAAGUAGGUGCACUUUGUUGCAGGCCUCAGAGCUUUACUUACCGAACCAAGACCCUCUCACAGCUACUCAGGCUCAAAACCAGUGCCCUGAUGGAAGCGAUGCAGAUCAAACAAGACGACAAUGUCACCAUGUUCAAGAACUUCCUUCAGCAUCACAAAAAGCUCAAGGAUGUGAAAAUUGGAGAUAUAUGGCUUGAGGGUGGGGAAGAAGAUGAUGACCCAAACAUGUCUGUCAACUUGCUCACUGUCACCGAUACUGGCAAUGCCGCCUUCCUUGAUGAGCUUCUUAAGGCAGGGUUGGAUCCUGACAUUGGAGACUCCAGAGGAAGAACCCCACUGCACAUUGCAGCAUCAAAAGGGUAUGAAGAGUGUGUACUGGUACUUCUCAAGCAUGCUUGUAACAUUCACCACAGAGAUAUUGAUGGAAACACUGCACUAUGGGAUGCAAUAUCAGUAAAGCACCAUUCAAUUUUCCGGAUACUUUACCACUGGGCUGCCAUAUCUGACCCUCACACAGCUGGUGACCUCUUAUGCACGGCUUCAAAGAGAAACAAUAUAAUGGUGAUGAAGGAGCUAUUAAAACACGGAUUGCAUGUGGACUCAAGGGACCGCCAUGGCAAAACAGCCCUCCAAAUCGCCAUGGCAGAAAACCACCAAGACAUGGUGAAGCUCCUUGUGAUGAAUGGCGCAGAUGUGGGUGAAACGGAUCCAUCCGAUCUUCCUUGGGCGAAUUUGAAUGAAAUGCUGCAGAAAAGGGAGGUUGGGUACCGGGUAACCUUGCCCGAUGCAUUGCCAAAGGGAGUGAUUUCGAGGGGGGAAGAAGGGGAAGAAAAGAACAAUUUGGGAAGGUUAAAGGGGAUGUCUUCUCCAAGAGUUAGCAUAUAUCGAGGACACCCUGUGAUGAGAAGGGAUAGUUGUUGCACUGAAGCUGGGAGGCUCAUUAGGUUGCCAAACUCACUAGUGGAGCUCAAAAGCAUUGCGGGUGAAAAGUUUGGAUUUGAUGCAAGAAAUGCAUUGGUUUUCAAUGAACAAGGAGCAGAAAUUGACUCCACUGAAGUGAUCAGAGAUAAUGACAAGCUUUACAUAGUUGAAGACUCAAAUUCUCUACUGUAAUCAAAGAUCAUCCAGACAAAGAACUUACUAUAAUUCUCAAGCAACCCUAUGUAUGACUAAUGACUAUACACUUCUUAUAUACACUAGCCUCAAUGGCAGGGGAGUAUUAGUGUGUCUCCUAUAUAUCUGUAAGCUGCUAAUAUGGCCCAUCGUUGAUUGUGGACGUAGACGGCUCGGAUUACGCACUACCCCCUGUGCACUACAGGGUCCCAGAGUUUGGAAUUUAUAUACAUGUAUACUCAAUGAUUGUAACCAUAAAUCUAACAUCAGAUAUGAAUUAUUCGAAUUUUUCUUAUGCUAAUUUCUUGUUAUGUGGGAAUACAA
This is a messenger RNA of Rhododendron vialii, 2943 nucleotides long. Its product is annotated as potassium channel AKT2/3. NCBI's taxonomy places the organism in Eukaryota, Viridiplantae, Streptophyta, Magnoliopsida, Ericales, Ericaceae. The record is from RefSeq and is a predicted model, not a curated record. Gene Ontology annotation, cellular component: membrane. The transcript has 11 exons. Gene Ontology annotation, molecular function: protein binding; voltage-gated potassium channel activity. The coding region runs from base 133 to 2619 and encodes 828 amino acids. Gene Ontology annotation, biological process: potassium ion transport; transmembrane transport.